AUGGCACGGUUUGGAGACGAAGUACCAGCCAGGUAUGGUGGAGGGCCCGGUGGAGGGGGCCCGGGUGGCCGUGGUGGAGGGAGACAAGGAGGACCACACGGACAUGGACAUGCUCAUGGGCACGGACACGGACAUGGGCAUGGCCAUGCCCAUGGGCACGGACUGGGCCACGGUCCACCUGGGGGGCCAGGAGCCCAGAGAAUGUAUAAGCAAUCCAUGGCUCAGAGGGCCCGGACUAUGGCCCUGUACAACCCGAUACCAGUACGCCAGAACUGUUUCACGGUCAACCGCUCCUUGUUCAUUUUCAGUGAAGAUAACUUUGUGAGAAAAUACGCCAAAAAGAUCACCGAAUGGCCUCCAUUUGAGUGGAUGAUUCUUGCCACCAUCAUUGCCAACUGUAUCGUCCUGGCCCUGGAACAACAUUUGCCUGACGGUGACAAGACGCCUCUGUCUGAACGUCUGGACGCUACAGAAAUGUAUUUCAUUGGGAUCUUCUGUUUUGAAUCUGGUAUAAAGAUCCUUGCUCUGGGAUUUGCCUUCCACAAGAACUCUUACCUAAGGAAUGGAUGGAAUGUCAUGGAUUUUGUGGUGGUGCUCACAGGGAUCCUGUCCACUGUGGGCUCAGAUUUUGACCUGCGAACCCUGAGAGCCGUUCGAGUGUUAAGGCCCCUCAAACUGGUGUCUGGUAUUCCUAGCUUACAGGUGGUGCUCAAAUCAAUCAUGAAAGCCAUGAUUCCGCUGCUACAAAUUGGCCUCCUGCUUUUCUUUGCCAUCCUCAUGUUCGCGAUCAUCGGCUUGGAAUUUUACAUGGGCAAAUUCCACACCACCUGCUUUGACAAUCACACAGGGGAGAUCCGUGAAGAAUUUCCAUGUGGGAUUGAACCUCCAUCACGAUUGUGUCCUGAGGGUACCACGUGUCGAAAGUACUGGCUCGGUCCAAACUAUGGCAUCACCCAGUUUGACAACAUUCUUUUUGCUAUCUUGACCGUCUUCCAGUGUAUCACCAUGGAGGGCUGGACUGAGCUGCUCUACUAUAGCAACGAUGCCUCAGGGAGCGCAUGGAACUGGAUGUAUUUCAUCCCACUUAUUAUCAUCGGCUCCUUUUUCAUGCUCAACUUGGUACUAGGUGUUUUGUCGGGAGAGUUUGCCAAAGAGAGGGAAAGAGUGGAAAACAGAAGCGAGUUCCUGAAGCUGAGAAGACAGCAGCAGAUUGAAAGAGAACUCAACGGUUACUUGGAGUGGAUUUGCAAAGCUGAAGAGGUUCUUUUGGCAGAUGAUGAAAAUGAAAAUGAUUAUGAUGGCUCCCGCAGGAGAGCCACCAAGAACCAUAAAAGCAAAGCUGAGCUUCUAAACCCAGAGGAGGGGGAGGGAGAUAUGGCAGUUGGUUCGCCAUUUGCCCGUGCUAGCUUAAAAAGCUCCAAGCUUGAAGUAUCAACAUUCAAGAGGCGAGAACGCCGGUUGCGCUUCUUCAUCCGACAUAUUGUGAAGUCUCAGGGCUUCUACUGGACUGUAUUGUGUUUGGUGGGCCUCAACACGCUGUGUGUGGCUGUUGUGCAUUACGACCAGCCGGAACCACUCUCAGAUUUUCUAAAUUACGCUGAAUUUAUCUUCUUGGGAAUUUUCUUGACGGAAAUGUUUGUCAAGAUGUAUGGUUUGGGAAGGCAGGCAUACCUCAACUCCUCUUUUAACUGCUUUGACUGCAUCGUGAUCUGUGUCAGCAUUUUCGAAGUGCUGUGGUCCUUUAUCCAGCCAGGCACGUCAUUUGGCAUCAGUGUUUUACGAGCUCUCAGGUUAUUGAGAAUCUUCAAAGUCACCAAGUAUUGGGCAUCUUUACGAAACCUUGUCGUGUCUUUGCUGAAUUCCAUGAAGUCUAUCAUCAGCUUGCUCUUCCUCCUCUUUCUCUUCAUAGUUGUCUUCGCCCUGCUGGGAAUGCAGCUCUUCGGCGGACAGUUUAAUUUUGAAAAUGGCACUCCGUCAACAAAUUUUGAUACCUUCCCGGCAGCAAUAAUGACAGUGUUUCAGAUUCUGACAGGUGAAGACUGGAACAUGGUGAUGUACGCUGGCAUCAAAUCUCAGGGUGGAGUCAACAAGGGCAUGGCCUUCUCUGUCUUCUUCAUAGUGCUCACACUUUUUGGCAACUAUACUCUUCUGAAUGUCUUCUUGGCUAUCGCUGUGGACAAUUUGGCCAAUGCACAAGAGCUAACCAAGGAUGAGCAAGAGGAGGAGGAGGCUGCCAGUCAGAAGAUCGCGUUGCAGAAAGCCAAGGAGGUGGCGGAAGUCAGCCCUCUGUCAGCUGCCAACCUCUCCAUAGCAGCCAACAAAGUACACAGUGAUUGUCACAACGCUUCUGACCCCUUUCUGGACUGUAAGGAACAACAGAAGAACCACAAGGGCCUCAAUAAGUCUGUGUGGGAGCAGCGCACCAAGGAGCUAAGGAAGCAAACACUGGCAUCCAGCCGAGAAGCACUCUACAACGAGCUGGACCCCGAAGACCGCUGGAAGGCAAGGACUGGGAGGGAGGAACACAACAAUGUCAACUACUCACGCCAUGUCAGACCAGAUAUGAAAACUCACCUGGACCGACCUUUAGUGGUUGACCCCCUUGAGAAUCGUAACAACAACACCAACAAGAACACCAACAACAAUCCAGACUUCUGCUUUAGCCAGGAGCAUCAUGUCGAUGACUUGCAACGGCAAACACACCACCAUGAACGCAGUGGUCCUGGAGGCCCUGUCAAAGCUCCUUUAGAGAGAGGGGAGUCCACUGAGAGCAGACGGAGUCGGAAAAGUACGCACCACCAUCAUAGCUCCCAUGUACGGCUGGAUACAACCGUGAUUCCUGGGCCAGGCUCGGAAGAGAGGCCGGCUAGGCGCCAUCAUCACAAUCGCAGUGGAAGUCGAGGGACAGGACAGUCCGAACACAGGAAACCUAGGUCGCAUCGCAAGAAUGAUGAAGACGAGGACGGUCAAGAAGGAGCUGGAAAAGCAGGAAGAUGCAAGAGCAAAGGAGUCGAUGAUGGUGGGGAGGGUGGAGAGAAGGAAGCAGUUGGGGAUGGAAGUGAGAGGAAACAAAGAAGAAAUCGUCAUAACAACCGCAUGGAAGGAGAGGGGAAGAAAAUAUGCCAUCGUCGACGGAAGGAUGGAAGUGAUCUGAACCUCUCCACCACAAGGCCUAUCCAAAAGAGACUGUCUAGACAGGAGAGACAAGACAGUGAGGAUAUGGAUAACCUGAUGAAUACCAAACUGAUUUCUGGCUCUCCCCCUUCCAACGAGCAUCACCCAAAUCCACUGUCAAACUAUGAUGCUGCCCCUGCCUUUGAAUCUGCCUUCCAACUUACUAAGAGUGGCACACGAGGGAGUUUAGUCAGAUUGGACAGCUAUGGGAACAUUGGACAUCGCCGUGCCAACAGCAUCAUCAGACAGCCCCACCUUGAUCACACAGUGGUGGACAUGCCAAUAUUUCCAUCCACCAAUGCCAUUCUGCAAGUCAAUAAAAAUGCAAACACGGAACCUUUGCCAGCAAAGGAGGACAAGGACGAUGAUGAUGAUGCAAAGGGAGGUGACGGAGGGCCUCGGCCCAUGCCUCCUUUCACAUCCAUGUUUAUACUGACCACCACUAACCCGUUUCGUCGAGCCUGUCACUACAUCUGCACCCUGCGCUACUUUGAGAUGUGUAUUUUGCUGGUCAUUGCCAUGAGUAGUAUUGCCCUCGCUGCCGAAGACCCAGUCUGGCCUGAUUCUACUCGCAACAACGUCUUGCGCUAUUUUGACUAUGUUUUUACUGGAGUGUUCACAUUUGAGAUGUUAAUCAAGAUGGUGGACCUGGGGUUGGUCUUGCACCAGGGCUCAUAUUUCCGUGACUUGUGGAACAUCCUUGACUUUAUUGUGGUUAGUGGUGCACUGGUGGCCUUUGCCUUCACCGGCGGAGGGGGGAGCAGCAAAGGAAAAGAUAUCAGCACUAUCAAGUCUCUUAGGGUGCUCAGAGUGCUGCGGCCACUUAAAACAAUAAAACGUCUUCCCAAACUCAAGGCUGUUUUUGACUGUGUGGUGAACUCUCUGAAGAAUGUCCUCAACAUUCUAAUUGUCUACCUGCUCUUCAUGUUCAUCUUUGCUGUGGUGGCUGUGCAGCUCUUCAAGGGUCGUUUCUUUUACUGCAGUGAUGAGUCCAAAGAGUUUGAACGCGACUGCAGAGGCGAGUUUUUGGUGUAUGGGCGUGAUAAUGAAGUGAAGGCACAGAAGAGGGAAUGGAAGAAGUACGAUUUCCACUACGACAAUGUGGCUUGGGCCCUGCUCACCCUUUUUACUGUGUCAACUGGAGAGGGGUGGCCGGAUGUGCUGAAGCAUUCAGUGGAUGCAACUUAUGAGAAUCAGGGCCCCAGCCCGGGAUAUCGAAUGGAGAUGUCCAUCUUUUACGUGGUGUACUUCGUGGUCUUCCCCUUUUUCUUUGUCAACAUCUUCGUGGCUCUUAUCAUUAUCACCUUCCAGGAGCAAGGAGACAAAAUGAUGGAGGAUUAUAGUUUGGAAAAGAAUGAGAGAGCCUGUAUCGAUUUUGCCAUCAACGCCAAGCCUCUGACUCGCCACAUGCCAAAGAACAAGCUUAGCUUUCAGUACCGCAUGUGGGAGUUUGUGGUGUCACCGCCAUUUGAGUACACUAUAAUGGCAAUGAUCGCACUGAACACAAUUGUCCUAAUGAUGAAGUAUGAUGAAGCCCCAGAUGCCUAUGAAGCUGUCUUAGCCAACCUCAACAUAGUGUUUACCUCCCUCUUCUCCAUGGAGUGUGUACUCAAGAUUAUUGCCUUUGGUGCACUGAAUUAUUUUAAAGAUGCCUGGAACAUUUUUGACUGUGUGACAGUUCUAGGCAGCAUCACUGACAUUCUGGUUACUGAACUUGGGAUGAAUAACUUCAUCAACCUGAGUUUCCUGAGGCUGUUCAGGGCAGCUCGUCUCAUCAAGCUGCUGAGGCAAGGAGAAACCAUUCGCAUCUUGCUCUGGACCUUUGUUCAGUCCUUCAAGGCUCUGCCUUAUGUAUGUCUCCUCAUUGCCAUGCUCUUCUUCAUCUAUGCCAUCAUUGGGAUGCAGCUGUUUGGAAAUAUUGCUAUUGAAGAAGAUGGAGAAGGUGCAAUCGACCAACACAACAACUUCAGGACCUUUGUUCAGGCUCUCAUGCUCCUCUUCAGGAGUGCAACUGGGGAGGCGUGGCAUGAGAUCAUGCUGGCGUGUCUUGGGGGUCAACAAUGUGAUGAGUUGUCAGGGAAUACCGAGCCAGAGUGUGGCAGUCAAGUGGCUUACCUUUACUUUGUCUCCUUCAUCUUCUUCUGUUCAUUUUUGAUGCUGAAUCUUUUUGUGGCUGUCAUCAUGGACAACUUUGAGUAUUUGACCAGAGAUUCUUCUAUACUUGGACCUCACCACUUGGAUGAGUAUGUCAGGAUAUGGGCCGAGUAUGAUCCUGCCGCCUGCGGGCGCAUUCAUUAUAAGGACAUGUACAGUUUAUUACGAGUUAUCGACCCGCCUCUCGGCUUAGGCAAGAAAUGCCCCCAUAGGGUGGCCUGCAAGAGACUGCUCCGUAUGGAUCUGCCUGUCGCUGACGACAAUACGGUCCACUUUAACUCCACUCUCAUGGCUUUGAUCCGCACCGCGCUGGACAUCAAGAUCGCCAAGAUUUCUGAAGGUGGUAUAGACAAGCACCAGAUGGAUGCAGAGCUGAGGAAAGAGAUGAUGGCAAUCUGGCCCAAUCUCUCCCAGAAGCAUCUGGACUUGCUGGUUACGCCGCACAAGUCAGCGACAGACCUUACAGUUGGCAAAAUCUACGCUGCCAUGAUGAUCAUGGAGUACUACCGUCAAAGCAAGAUGAAGCGUUCACAGGCACUCCAGGAUGAGCAGAAUCGAACGCCAUUACUGUUUCAGCGCGUGGAACCGCCUUCCCCUACCCAGGACGGGGGUCCGGGCCUAAACAAUGCACUCUCUCCACCUGAAACGACAGAGAUGAUGAGCAGCCUCCCGGUGGAAGGAGGGGUCCCAGAGAGCCACUCGUGGGUCACAGCUCGUGCGCAGGAGAUGUCCCAGAAGGUUGGAAGCUGGAGUCCUGAAGAUGGCCUGGGAAGCAUGACCACCUCGCAGACGGUAGAGAUGAGAGAGAUGGGGCAGGAUGGUUACUCGGAUACUGAGCACUUUCCACCAAUGGAAGGCCACGGCAGGGCCGCUUCCAUGCCCCGCCUACCAGGCGAAAACCAAAAGCGGAGGAAGGGGAAGCACCGUGGCAGUCACCUAAGUACCAUCAGUGACAACAGCCCUAUGAAACGCUCAGCCUCAUCGUUAGGUCACAGCAGGUCAGGACGUGGCAGCAGAGAAAAAGGAGGCCAAGAUGUCUACAACAUGGAGCGUGUAAUACCAGAGGAAGGUCGGGCUUCCAGGCACGGGCACAGGAGAAAAGAGCGCAGUCAUCGUGCCUCAGAGAGGUCACUGUGUCGCUACACGGAGGCCGACGCAGACACCCCAUCUGGUGACCUGAUGUCCAAAGACAGGGAUCGGGACAGAGAUCGAGGAAGGUCCAAAGACCGUAAGCACCAUCACCAUCAUCACCACCACCACGGGUCCAUUGACAAGGAACGCUACGCUCCGGAGCGAGGAGGCGAGUACGGCCGCAAGCAUUCUCGUGACAGAGAGCCCGACAGGGAGAGGGAGCGAGAAAGGGACCCACGGUGGUCACGAUCCCCCAGCGAGGGUCGAGACUGCAUAACACACAGACAGGGCAGUAGUUCGGUCAGUGGAAGUCCUGUUCCGUCAACCUCCGGGACUAGCACACCACGCCGAGGCCGACGUCAAUUGCCUCAGACGCCCGCGACUCCACGUCCCCAUAUUACUUACUCCCCUGUAGUCCGUAAGGCCAUGCCGUCACAACCUGCGGGGCCACCGGGGCGAGCGCCGGCCCCGGUGCCCCGCCGAUUAUCUCCUGAUGCCCCUCAAGGUCAAGUUCCUCUCUCUGGAGUGACGCCGGCCCACCACGGUGUGCCCCGCCAGGGUCAUCACCCCCCACUACGCUGGGCGGACGCAGAUGGCGGAUCUAUAGAAGGGGACGGCUGCUUUUACAACCAAAACUACGUGCCCCACCAAGAACCACCUGCCCAUGACCCAGUCAGCAACCCCCACCCACACCCCUUGGCCAGCCACCCGCUGCCACCUCCUCCUCAACCGCAACCUCGCAACCUGCACCCUGUUAAUAAUCCCCAUCCUCACCCCUUGCCACCACACCCCCAGCCAAACCGUACCUCACCAAGGACUGUCCACCACGUGCCACCUUCCACCACUCCCUUGACCGGGCCCCAUCAGGUCCAAGUGCAACCCCCUGUCCAGCGUCGCCUACCCAACGGUUACCGCUCUUCAUCACCUUCCACACAUCUCCAUGGACCCCAACAUAGUGGGCCUCACAAGGUCCCACCCCCAGGGGGACACCCUCGAGGGCCCCGCAAGGGUCUGCAUGAACCCUAUUGUGACAAGGAGCAGGACGACUGGUGCUAG
Nerophis lumbriciformis (worm pipefish) is the source of this 7515-nucleotide messenger RNA. NCBI's taxonomy places the organism in Eukaryota, Metazoa, Chordata, Actinopteri, Syngnathiformes, Syngnathidae. The record is from RefSeq and is a predicted model, not a curated record.